AUGAAUAAUACACGUAAUCCCGGUUACAGUUUCCCUAGUUUUUUCCACAUAAACAUAGCUGCAAAAAUCGAAAUCGUUGCUCACAACAUCUAUGUUCCUCGAAAAAUCGCGAUUUUCUCAUCGCAAUUCAUUGGAGAAGUGAUUUUCAAAAAACCCACCUCAAGUUUCGAAUUAAAAAACAUAUUUUUGGAUGAGAAAUGCGAUUUCCUGGUGUUCCAUAUUUAUGAACCGUAUGAAGAUGAAGAUCUAGGGAAUCCUGAUGUUCAAGUUGGAUUGAUCGAUGUGAAAUUGUUUGGGAAAUAUCUUCCGACUGGGGAAAAUCCACCUGAAGGUGUUAUUAAUGAUAAAAUUCCGGAUCGGAAAUAUUCGAAUGAGUUGGAGGCAAUGAUUGAGGCGCUGUAA
Messenger RNA from Caenorhabditis angaria, 402 nucleotides. The record is from the annotation of a GenBank genome assembly. NCBI's taxonomy places the organism in Eukaryota, Metazoa, Nematoda, Chromadorea, Rhabditida, Rhabditidae.